Molecule: messenger RNA, 984 nt
Organism: Verticillium dahliae VdLs.17
Lineage: Eukaryota; Fungi; Ascomycota; Sordariomycetes; Glomerellales; Plectosphaerellaceae
Product: phenylacetaldoxime dehydratase
Exons: 4
Coding region: 1-984 (327 amino acids)
Source: RefSeq, a predicted model, not a curated record
AUGAAGGUCGAAUCUGCGAUUCCAGAAUGGCUCGUGAGGGAACGUACGAUUCCCCCGAACAUGCCAACCAACUUUGACCCUCCUUUUGAACUCUACACCUCCCGGUUUCCCAGGAACACCAAGGACCUCGUUCUGGCUGUUGUGGGUGCACAAUACCCAUCGGCAUCGCUAAACGAUGGGAACGCCAUCAAGACCAUUUCAUCGUUCAUCAACCUGAGCAGUUCGAGUUCUCGACCCGGCUUGCACAAAGUCGCCGCGGUUAUGGAUAACCAGGGACACUCCAACAUUGCCGUCUUGCUCUACUGGAAGAGCAAGGCAAACCACGACGACCAUCAGCAUGGCUGGUUCCUGGAAGUCUUCUACCCGACCAUUGACCGUUUCGAAACCGUCAUCACGACAGAGGUCCCGCAAGGGGCAGCGAACCUGCGCGAGACGAUGAGCGGCCCGAUCCAGGAGCACGUCUACUGGGGCAGCCUUGCGCGAUCGACGUCCGCCCCGUCCUCUGCCACCGGACGUCGCGUUGUGCCGGGGAAGAAGAACCUCGUCGUCAUCCGCUCCGGACAGGACUGGUCCGUCGCUGCGCCUGAAGAGCGGCAACUGUAUCUGAACACGAUGCACCCCGUGCUGAUCAAGGGGAUGGACUUUCUCCGCGACCAAGGCGACCAAGUCGGGUGCUUCAGCUGUCGGUUCAUGGAGAUUGUCGACCCCGUGACGCAGAAGGGCGGCACGGAUCAGACCUUUGGGCUGGCGUACUUUGACAGCCUAGCAUCGCUUGAGAAAUGGAGCAAAGAGCACCGCACCCAUCUCGAGAUAUUUGCCGGGUUUUCCAAAUAUGCCAAAAAGCUUGGGGAUAGUAUGAGCCUGCGGCUGUUCCACGAGGUGUUGGUGCUGGAGCCGGAGCAGCAACGUUUUGAACGACGCGAGACGGCGAACCGGCGCAUCCGAUUUUUCGCCUCUCAGUAUGAUUUGAACGAGUUGGAAUAA